AGCAAAUUUAAUUAUUCUGAAAUUCAUCUUUCAUUCUGGCCGAUCACAAUAUAACAGAAAAUGGCUACGAACGACAAAAGUGAAUCAAAUUCUCGAAAUUUACAACUUAACGUUAAAGUACGUAUUUUUGGACCAAAUGAAAAUCCAGACAGUUCAUCUUUAUUCUCAGAAAAUACAACUCCGAGCUCACAGUCCUAUUAUGCAGAUAUUAGCUCAGAAUCUCCAUUCAGUGAAAGAUCAUCUAAUUAUGCAGAUAUUAGCUCAGAAUCUCCAUUCAGUGAAAGAUCAUCUAAUUACGGUGACAAUUCACCAUUAAUAUCGGAGGAUGUUUUAACAGAGUCAUUAUUUGGGAGUGGUAAUGCAGAAAAAAAAAUUAAAUAUUUGACUGUACCUGAUCCAUCAAACGAUCAGAAUGUGCUGGACGCUGAGAAAAAAUUCUUAGCAACUAUCGAAGAAGAUGAUGAAGAGCAACUUCUAGAGUUUGAUCAACAAGCUGACUCAUCUGAUAGCUCAAGCUUACAUUUUGCUGAUUCAAGUGCAGAAAGUGAUAAUGAGAUCAAGACUAUAGAGGAUAACAAGGAACAGGAAAAUGGUGAUGGUGUACUUGGUCAGACCCAGGAUGAAAAUUAAGACAAAUUAUUAAGUAGAAAAAAUACGUAUAAAUAUAUGUUUUGAAAUAUGUUCUGAAUAGCUAAUGAUAUAGUCAUUUUAUUGACUUACGUGUUCACAUAAUUCCUGAUGCUCGAAUUGCACCCUAAUUAAAUGUCGGUUUUUUGUCAUUCAUAAAUUUCAUUUUUCUUUGCUCGUGGAUUUUUUUUUAUUCUAGUCAAAUCUCAAAGUUUUUCCUUGUACACAGUAAAAAAUAUUGUGUAAAAUCAACAUAGUUUGUGUGUUAAAAACGGUUGACACGAAAUUUGUGUUGAAAUUUCGACACAAACUUUGUGUAACCCCUUUUUAACGGAAAGAUUAUGUUAAAAUAUCGC
Microplitis mediator is the source of this 983-nucleotide messenger RNA. RefSeq lists its product as uncharacterized. The record is from RefSeq and is a predicted model, not a curated record. The coding region runs from base 61 to 630 and encodes 189 amino acids. NCBI's taxonomy places the organism in Eukaryota, Metazoa, Arthropoda, Insecta, Hymenoptera, Braconidae. The transcript has 3 exons.